AUGGGCAAACCAAAAGUUUUAUUAGUUCUUUACUCAGGUGGUGACCACGCCAGGCAAGAAAAGAAAUUGUUAGGGUGUGUUGAAAACGAGUUGGGUAUUCGUCAAUUUGUUGAAGAACACGGUUAUCAAUUGGUUUCCACCACUGAUAAGGACAGAGAAGGUUCAGAAUUUGACAAGAACUUGGAAGAUGCCGAAAUCGUUAUUACUACUCCUUUUUUCCCAGCUUACCUCACCAAAGAAAGGAUUGCUAAAGCUCCAAAAUUAAAAAUUGCAAUUACUGCCGGUGUUGGGUCCGACCAUGUUGACUUGAAUGCUGCCAAUGAAAGAAACAUUUCUGUUUUGGAAGUUACUGGUUCAAAUGUUCAGUCCGUUGCUGAACACGCUGUUAUGACCAUGCUUGUCUUGAUCAGAAACUACAACAUUGGUCACUUUCAAGCCGAAAGUGGUGGUUGGGAUGUUGCUGCUGUUGCCAAAGAAGCAUAUGACAUUGAAGGUAAAACCAUUGCUACUGUUGGUGCAGGUAGAAUUGGUUACAGAAUUUUGGAAAGAUUAGUUCCUUUUAAUCCAAAGAAAUUGUUGUACUAUGAUUACCAACCUUUGCCUGCUGCUGCUGAAGAAAAAUUGAACAAAGCGUCAAAAUUGUAUAAUGAUGUGGAUACCAUUGUUGAAAGAGUUGAAUCAUUGGAAGACUUGGUUGCUCAAUCCGACAUUGUCACCAUUAACUGUCCAUUGCAUGAAGAAACUAGAGGUUUAUUCGACAAGGCCUUGAUCUCAAAAAUGAAGAAAGGUUCCUAUAUCGUAAACACAGCAAGAGGUGCCAUUUGUGAUGCCGAUGCCGUUACUGAAGCAUUGUCUUCGGGACAUCUUGCAGGUUAUGGUGGUGAUGUUUGGAACGUGCAACCAGCUCCAAAAGAACACAAAUGGAGAUCAAUGCACAACCCAUACGGUGAAGACUACGGUAAUGCUAUGACUAUCCAUGUUUCCGGUACUUCAUUGGAUGCCCAAGCAAGAUACGCUGCUGGUGUAAAGAGCAUAUUGACUCAAUAUUUUGACAAGACUUAUAACUACAGACCUCAAGAUGUCAUUUGUAUCGAUGGUCAGUACGCUACCAAAGCUUAUGGUCAACGUGAUGAGAAAAAGGCCGCUUAA
Molecule: messenger RNA, 1149 nt
Organism: Lodderomyces oxycetoniae
Lineage: Eukaryota; Fungi; Ascomycota; Pichiomycetes; Serinales; Debaryomycetaceae
Gene: FDH1
Product: formate dehydrogenase (NAD+)
Exons: 1
Coding region: 1-1149 (382 amino acids)
Cellular component (GO): cytosol
Molecular function (GO): oxidoreductase activity, acting on the CH-OH group of donors, NAD or NADP as acceptor; formate dehydrogenase (NAD+) activity; NAD binding
Source: RefSeq, a predicted model, not a curated record